Aspergillus ibericus CBS 121593 is the source of this 969-nucleotide messenger RNA. Its product is annotated as MIP transporter. The record is from RefSeq and is a predicted model, not a curated record. Gene Ontology annotation, molecular function: channel activity. Gene Ontology annotation, cellular component: membrane. The coding region runs from base 1 to 969 and encodes 322 amino acids. The transcript is spliced from 4 exons. NCBI's taxonomy places the organism in Eukaryota, Fungi, Ascomycota, Eurotiomycetes, Eurotiales, Aspergillaceae. Gene Ontology annotation, biological process: transmembrane transport.
AUGGUCGUCACCUAUCUCCCCGAAUAUGAAAGCGACGAGACGCCACACCCGUCGCAUCACGGCCUCGAGCCCGCCAUCCCGCCCUUCGCCGGCCGCGUCGGCGGAAACCAGGACUUUGUCAUUGAUCGCAGCGAUCCCAAGAACUCCAAGGUGCUCGAAAAGCUCCCUGAUGCGGCGCCCUGCAUGACCCUGGCGGAGAUUUUCGAUCUGCGGGGAUUCCUCAGCGUGGAUUUAUGGAAAUUCGCCGUUCUCGAAUGCAUCGCCAGCAUGAUGAACGUCUUCAUCACCAGCUGGGUCACUACCCACCCCUUAUCCGCCACCACCGCCCCCCAAACCCAAGCCGGCGUCUACGCCACCGUCACCUUCUUCUCCCCCACCUUCGGCGGCCUCACCAACCUCCUCCUCACCCCGCUCCUCAUCUACACCUUCUCCCCGUCUAGCGGCGGCCACAUCAGCCCAACCAUCACCCUCGCCACCUUCUUCGCCCGCAUCAUCUCCUUCCCGCGCAUGGUCCUCUACCUCGCCGGCCAAACCCUCGGCGGCGCCUUAGCAGGCUUCGCUCUCCACAGCGCCUACGGCACGCGCGCCUUCACCGUCGGUGGCUGCCACAUCGACACCACCAUGGUCUCCGCCUCGGACGGCCUCAUCAUUGAAUUCUUCGCCUGCUUGAUCCUGAUUUUCCUUGCCUUUGGCGUGGCCCUGGAUCCCAGACAAGCUAAGGUCUUUGGCCCGGCUGUAUCCCCGUGGCUUGUGGGUGUGGUUUUGGGGAUUGUUACCUGGGGGACGGCUUUUACGCGGGAAGGUUAUAUCGGUGCGAGCGUCAAUCCAGCACGAUGUCUCGGCGCGUACGUGGCGAGUGAAUUCCCCACUUAUCAUUGGAUUCAUUGGAUCGGACCCCUCGCCGCAGCCGCCGUGCACGGACUCGUAUAUUUUGUCGAUCCGAUGUGGAAGGAUCCUCGGGGCGAGUAA